Molecule: messenger RNA, 901 nt
Organism: Thamnophis sirtalis
Lineage: Eukaryota; Metazoa; Chordata; Lepidosauria; Squamata; Natricidae
Source: RefSeq, a predicted model, not a curated record
UAUCGCAGGGAGGGUGCCCCUCGAACCCACUUCCGUCACACCAGCCAUGCAGGAUUGCCCAGAGCCGCGUCGGAUCUUCACCAUCGACGAUUUUGAGAUCGGGAGGCCGCUGGGCAAAGGGAAAUUCGGCAACGUGUAUCUGGCCCGGGAGAAGAACUCCAGGUUCAUUGUGGCGCUCAAGGUGCUCUUCAAAUCCCAGAUGGAGAAGGAGGGAGUGGAGCACCAGCUGCGGAGGGAGAUCGAGAUCCAAUGUCAUCUCAGCCACCCCAACAUUCUGCGCCUCUACAACUAUUUCCAUGACAAGAAGCGAGUGUAUUUGAUCCUGGAAUACGCCCCUCGCGGGGAGCUUUUCAAGGAGCUGCAGAAGUACCAGCGCUUCGACGAGCAGAGAACGGCUACGUUCAUGGAAGAGCUGGCCGACGCCCUCCUCUACUGUCACAACAAGAAGGUCAUCCACCGCGACAUCAAGCCCGAAAAUCUGCUGAUGGGGCUGAAAGGGGAGCUGAAGAUUGCCGACUUCGGCUGGUCGGUGCACGCCCCCUCGCUCAGGAGGAAGACCAUGUGCGGCACGCUGGACUACCUGCCCCCCGAGAUGAUCGAGGGCAAAGCCCACAACGAGAAAGUGGAUCUCUGGUGCAUCGGGAUCCUGUGCUACGAGUUCCUGGUGGGGAAUCCGCCCUUUGAGAGCGAGUGCCACUCGGAGACCUAUCGGCGGAUCGUGUCGGUCGAUCUCCGGUUCCCUCCCUUUGUGACCGAAGGCGCCCGGGAUUUGAUUGUGAAGCUGCUGCGUCACAACCCAUCCGAGCGUCUCCCGCUGCAAGCCGUGAUGGAGCAUCCGUGGGUGAAAGCCCACUCCAAGCGGGUGCUACCCCCGGUUUUCAACUCAGUGUCCCCAAACUAA